Arctia plantaginis is the source of this 738-nucleotide messenger RNA. Lineage: Eukaryota; Metazoa; Arthropoda; Insecta; Lepidoptera; Erebidae. The record is from the annotation of a GenBank genome assembly.
AUGCGAAAAAUAUUAAUAGUUGCUUUAUUGUUAUGUAAGUGUUUCGCUUUAAUAGAUCUUAGAACUGAUGAUCAGAACAAUGAUGGCAAAGAUCCAAAUUAUAUUACAGAUAACUUCGUCGCACUCGCGACUCGAUCCGGCAGUUACGACUAUGAAGAUGGUGAUGGAAACAAAAGACAUUCCAUUAUAGAUGACAGAAGGAAUUGGAGGAAGAAAGCCUUGCUUAAACCAUUAGAAGACCACAAAGACUAUGAUAGAUGGCGGUAUGAAUAUGAGAACCAGAGAUAUAUGGAUGAACAGGAUCAGAAGACAUACAAUUUACCUGAAAGACCAAGAGAUCGAGAUAGAGAAAGAGACAGAGAUAUCGACAUGUCAAGCCCAUACAGGGGGGCUGGAACUCGUGGAAAUCUUUAUGACAAUGAUAUUAGUGGGCCCCAAAAUAUGAAAAACAUCGAGAGAGACAACCAUUCGCCUACUUACAUGGAGAAAGACUCUGAAAAAAAGAGAGACAUGAAUUGCGAGAGACCACAUGAAAGGUACGAGGCCUGUUUCGCUGGCUGUGCUUCUGUAACGUGCGACAACCCGCGGGAUCGGCUGCGCCCCUGCUACCCGUUUUGCGAGUCAGGCUGUAUCUGUGUACAUCCGUACGUGCGAGAUGACAGGACGCACAAAUGUGUCCUACCUGAAGAUUGUACCAAAGGACUGAAAGGAAUUCCUGACCUCGGUGAAGAUUUAUAA